AGGAUGUCUGGACUCCCCAGAAGGCAGGAAAUGAACUCAGUGGCCUUUGAGGAUGUGACUGUGAACUUCACUAAGGAAGAGUGGGCUUUGCUGGAUCCUUCCCAGAAGAAUCUCUACAGAGAUGUGAUGCAGGAAGUCCUUAGAAAUCUGGCUUCUAUAGGAACCAGAUGGGAGGUCCAUAACGUGGAAGAUCAGAACACAAAUCCUGGAAGAGAUGUAAGGCACAUAAUAUCUCACUCUGCAAACACAGCAUAUGAGAUUAAGGAGAGUGAAGGGAAGCCAUAUGAACUUAAACAGAACAGCAAAUCCAUCAUUCCUCUCAUAAGUGUUCAAAGACAAGCAUCAGAGCACACUGUAAAUGGACCUUAUGAAUGUUUGACAUGGGGAAGAGAGUUGAGUUCCAGGUGUUUUCAAGAAUAUGGAGCAUCUCAUACUGGGGAGAAUCCUUGUGAAUGUAAGGAACUUGGGAAAGGCUUCUCUGGUUCAAAUUACUUUCAAAAACAUGUACAAACUCAUACCGGAGAGACCUCUAAUAGAAGGAAACAACGUAGGAAACCCUUCAUUAGUUCUGCUAACCUUCAAUUACAUGAACAAACUCAUACAAGAAAGAAGCUCUAUCAAUGUGAACAAUGUGGAAAAGCCUUCACUACUUCCUCUUACCUUCAAAUACAUAAACGAACUCAUACUGGAGAGAAGCCCUAUGAAUGUAAACAAUGUGGAAAAGCCUUCACUACUUCAUCUAACCUUCAAAUACAUAAUCGAACUCACACUGGAGAGAAGCCCUAUGAAUGUAAGCAGUGUGGAAAAACCUUCACUCAGUCCAUUCAGCUUAACUCACAUGAACAAACUCAUACAGGAAAGAAACCCUAUGAAUGUAAACAGUGUGGAAAAGCCUUCACUACUUCUUCUUACCUUCAAAUACAUAAGCGAACUCAUACAGGAGAGAAGCCCUAUGAAUGUAAGGACUGUGGGAAAUCCUUUACUUCAUCCAGUCACCUUCACUCACAUGAAAGAACCCAUACAGGAAAGAAGCCCUAUGAAUGUAAACAAUGUGGGAAAGCCUUCACUAGGUCCUCCUACCUUAAAAUACAUAAACGAACUCAUACAGGAGAGAAACCCUAUGAAUGUAAACAAUGUGGAAAAGUUUUCACUACUUCAUCCAGCCUUCAAAUACAUAAUCGAACUCACACUGGAGAGAAACCAUAUGAAUGUAAGCAGUGUGGCAAAGCUUUCACUCAGUCUAUUCAACUUCUCUCACAUGAACAUACUCAUACUGGAAAGAAGCCCUAUGAAUGUAAGCAAUGUGGAAAAGCCUUCUGUAGUUCCUCUUAUCUUCAAAUACAUGAACGAUCACAUACUGGAGAGAAGCCCUAUAAAUGUAAGCAAUGUGGAAAAGCCUUUACUGCUUCCUUUUACCUUCAAGUACACAAACGAAGUCAUACUGGAGAGAAGCCCUAUGAAUGUGAACAAUGUGGGAAAGCCUUUGCUUCAACCAGUGAUCUUCAUUCACACGAAAGAACUCAUACAGGAAAGAAGCCCUAUGAAUGUAAACAAUGUGGGAAAGCCUUCACUAGGUCCUCUUACCUUCAAAUACAUAAACGAAUUCAUACUGGAGAGAAGCCCUAUGAAUGUGAAAAAUGUGGAAAAGCCUUCACUACUUCAUCUAACCUUCAAAUACAUAAUCGAACUCAUACAGGAGAAAAGCCCUAUGAAUGUAAGCAGUGUGGAAAAGCCUUCACUCAGUCCAUUCAGCUUCACUCACAUGAGCAAACCCAUACAGGAAAGAAACCCUAUGAAUGUAAACAAUGUGGGAAAGCCUUCACUACUUCCUCUUACCUUCAAAUACAUAAGCGAACUCAUACAGGAGAGAAGCCCUAUGAAUGUAAGGACUGUGGGAAAUCCUUUACUUCAUCCAGUCACCUUCAUUCACAUGAAAGAACUCAUACAAGAAAGAAGCCCUAUGAAUGUAAACAAUGUGGGAAAGCCUUCACUAUGUCCUCUUACCUUAAAAUACAUAAACGAACUCAUACAGGAGAGAAGCCCUAUGAAUGCAAACAAUGUGGAAAAGCCUUCACUACUUCAUCCAGCCUUCAAAUACAUAAUCGAACUCACACUGGAGAGAAGCCCUAUGAAUGUAAGCAGUGUGGCAAAGCAUUCACUCAAUCCAUUCAACUUCUCUCACAUGUAUGUACUCAUACUGGAAAGAAGCCCUAUGAAUGUAAACAAUGUGGAAAAGCCUUCACUGCUUCCUCUUACCUUAAAAUACAUAAACAAACUCAUACUGGAGAGAAAAUCUGUGAAGGCAUGAAUAGUCUACUGGUGAGAAGCCUUAUGAGUGUAAGCAAUGUUGCAAAGCCUUCACACACAUGAAGAAACUCAAACUGGAGAGAAGGGCUUUGACUGUAAGAAAUGUGGAACAGCAUUCACUAAUUUUGCUCAACUUAAUAUGCACACAAUUGCUUGUACUGGAGAAACUGAAUGUGAAGAAUAUGCUAAAGUCUUCAGUAACUAUUUCUACUUGCCUUCAUAUAAGUGAACUCUGUCAUACUAGAGACAAACCUCACAGAUAUAAAUGUGAGAUGGCCUUCAGUAGUUCAGAUUGCCUUCAGAUGCAUUGUGAAUGUUAAUUGGGGUCCAGUUAUAAAGAUGAAGGGGAGAGCAAUAAAGAGGCAGGCACAUAGGAUGACUUCCUUGUUCUUUUAUUAUCUAUUUCAGGAUCAUAUCAAGUUACGUUAGGUUACAUAGUGUAGUUAGCUUUGAGCAUUUGCAUAUCACAUAAUGUGAUUCUCAGAGUCCACUAGUACCAAAUGGUCUUACAACAUCUCCAGGCCUGAAGACCAGAGGAGUUGCAGAGCCAUUGAAACAUGGGGUCUAUUGUUUGGAGUUUUCUCAGCUUGAGAGCAUCACUCCUCUGUACAUUGACUGGCCUGAACUCCCUACCUCUCUUCUUUUUGUUUUGUAUGUCUUUUGAAUGAACAUAACUUCUGUGUAAGGAAGGUGGAGGGAGAAAGCAAGGGAGACAUUGGCAAAAACAUGCAGAGCAUAAUAAGGCAAGUAUCAAGAAACAUCCUCCACUGUAAAGCUGUUUGAUCCAUGUAAAAUAUAGUAGCCAUGAGGUUAACCAAUCUAAUAAAUCCCAACCUCUGUCAUCUUCUUGCACCUUUUUUCUGAUGUCUUUAAGAUCCAAUUCUUUUUGAAUGGGGUUACUACUAUCAGUUAAAUUGAAACAACCACAUAUGAAAUUCCUGGCAUCCCUUAUGAUGUAAUUGCAGCAGAUAAUCAAGAGCUCUAAUAUCAAGCAUGGUAUGACAGAUACAAAUUUCAGUAGAAUUAAUUUCCAACACUACCAAUAGAGGAAUAACCUUAGUAGCCAAAAUCAUUGUGGAAUUUUGGGUAAGUUUGGUAAACAAAGCUGUAACCAAAUUUUCCAGGGUGCAUUUUAAAUUCAUCUACACUAACUAGUAAUUGUUGAGCAGAUGUUGUGAAACUAUUCCCUGAAGUCACCAGAGUAUUAGAACUCCAGGGUUUCCUUGGGCCUCUUGUUCUUGUUGGAGAGUCCUUCUCUGAAUCAAGGUCCUCUUCAUCCAGUAUCAAAUGGAAUUUUGGAAUUGAUUGUGAAGUCCUUGAUGGGAACUAAUGUUGAUUAAUGGGUCUCAGACUCUGGGCAGGAAUCCAGACAGGACCUGUAGGAGUAAGAACAGCAGAAUAUCCUUUCCCCCAUGUAAUCAAAGGUACAGGGUCCCACCAUAUUGAAUUUUGUGGAACUCAGUAUUUUACAUAAAUCUUUGUUAGUGGUUCCUUAGGUGUAAUGUGUCUGUCCAAGGCAGAGAACCAGUGAUGUGUACUUCAUAUUGUACAUUGAGUAUUUAUUGUGAACAAACAAUGUGCACUGGCCAUAUAAGGCUCAAGGAUGUAUGUAUGGUAACAUAAAAAAGAAUAGAGGUGGAAUGAGGAAAAUGAGUUACAUUCUUCUGCAAGAGUGCAUUAGAAUGUACACUUCAAGGGUUUAUAUUUUCCCAAGUAGGGGAACAAAAGGGAGGACAAUGAGAACAAUUAUUAAUGAUGAAAUGGGUCUGUUGAAAGGAAAUAGAAAAGGUUUUUAUUAAAGAGUGAGCAUUUUGAUGAAAGAAAAUGUGUGACUGAGAGAAAAAAGUGAUUUUUAUAGCAGCAUCAGCACAAGUAUUUCCCUGAGUGAAGUGGUCCAGGAAUCUGUGUGGCUAUAGAUAUGAGCAAGAAAUAUUGGAACUGUACAAUCCUGUAAAGAAAUUGAAGAGUGAUGAACAGGGAUAACAAAUUAGAGGACAAAUGAGGUGACAAUUGCAGAGGAAAUAUAUGAUGCAUCAGUUCGGCUAUACAUGGAGAAUCUGUAAUGAUGUUUAAGGCAGUGGGAAACUUACAGAGAGCCAAAAUAAUUGCAGCUAAUUCAGCUUGCUGAGGAGAAGCUUGAGGCAAUGUGUAAUAAUCAGUCCAGUUUUAUAUCAGUGAAUAUAGAUACCAUAACCCAUUGUUUUCCUCCAUCAGUAUACACAGUAAUCCCAUUGGAAAGUAGAAUGUAGUAGAUUUUAGAAGAUGGAGCAUGAGAGACUUGACACAAUAAGGGGAAGUGUUCAUCCAGAGGUGCAUGGAAAGCAUUAGGAGGUAAAAGUUAAAACAGCUUGAUAAUAUGAAGAAAAUUGUAACUACUGUUAAUGUACAAUCUUUCCAUAAGUAAGAUAAAGUACAUGAAUAUCUGUCCAGUAAGAGAUAAAAUAUGAUUGCAACUAUCUGAGAUUAAUUGAGCAUAAGAGAGAAUAUUUCUUCCUGAAAAUUGAGGAGAAUAUAUGCACUCUGUUGUAUACAAGUCUUGAUUACAAAUGGCAACAAUUGCAGCAGAGGCAUAAGGCUUUCCAGUAAAGAUUAUUAGAGAUAAAAGAACAUGAAGUGUUGGGAUUCUUAGAACUGUAGGUAAUGUUUCGUUAACAUGCUGAAGAGCUGCUGGCAGUGUGGAAGUUAACUUGCAAAAAACUGGUGGGAUUAUGUUGGUUUUUCAACAGCUGCAAAAAGUGACAGCGUAUCAGUAGUUAAAGAAAUAUAAGGUCAGGCCCAAUUUAAAUGUCCUAAAAAUUGCUGUGUUUAAGGAAAAUUUGGAAGGAAGAGUCAAUUUUGGAAUAUGAGGAAUGGAAUAACGUCGUAGUAUCUUACAUCCUAAAUAGUUAAUAGGGAGUUGUCAUUGAAUUUUUUUAUGGUCACAUGGAGGCUAGAUUGUAAUAGAAUGUGUUGCAAUUUAGUUAAAGUAUCUUCUAUAAGUUUGGCCCAGCAAUUAAAAUAUCGUCCAUAUAAUGAUAAACAAGAAUAUGUGGGAAUAAUUGUCAGAAAGGCUGAAGAGCAUUAUCUACAAAAUGUUGACAUAAUCUGGAGUUAUUUAACAUACUUUGAGGAAGAACUUUCCAUUGAUAUCUAUCAGCAGGCUAAUGAUGAUUGAAAACAGGAUCUGUGAAGGCAAAUUUUUCUCCCAGCAAGGUAGAGGGCACCAUGCUCCAUUUAGUUUUAAUUUCCCUGAAAGAAUACAUCAUUAAGUUUUUAUAGAAGAUACCCUUUCCAAGAACUCUAAUGUUAGUUAUUAAUAGUGGAAAGUUUUUGUUAUUACUAAGAGAGAAUAGAUGAAUCAGCUUAUAGUUAAUAUUCUAUUUCAUGGACUCAGUGGCGGACUUAAACUCUAUUUUGAUCUUUAUAGAACUAGACAUGGGAAGAAUGCGAAUUGUACUUAGGAUUAGCCUAUUUUUUUAUUAAAUGGGGAAAAUUACCUUAAACUUAAUCAUAAACACUAAGAAGUAAUGAAGACCAAACACCACAUCAAAUCUCAGAGGAAUUCACUCUCAUAUACUUGUAUAUAACUUUUAGAGAAUUUUUAUACUAAAAGAAAUCACAGGCUCCUUACAAAUUUGAGCAAAUCAUAAUUGCUUAUUUGUAAUUUCAUCUA
Molecule: messenger RNA, 5959 nt
Organism: Sciurus carolinensis (gray squirrel)
Lineage: Eukaryota; Metazoa; Chordata; Mammalia; Rodentia; Sciuridae
Product: zinc finger protein 709-like
Exons: 5
Coding region: 4-2370 (788 amino acids)
Biological process (GO): negative regulation of transcription by RNA polymerase II; regulation of immune system process; regulation of cytokine production
Source: RefSeq, a predicted model, not a curated record